CUGCAUUGGAUGCCUGGUAGAGGUCAAGUUAUGGAUAUGCAAGAUGUAACUUCGAUCAGGAAUUUAAUCUUCAGGAUCAAGAAGCCUUUGCUUCUUCACUUAUCAUGUGCGUCUUCAUCCUGCUUCUAAUGAAAGGGAUGUGAGGCCGGUGGCGCUUCUCAUUUCUUUACGAAGAAAAUCUCUAUCCGUUACACCGAAACCGAAGGGGACGGGUAAUAUGGCGGAGUCCCCAAAGACGUUCUCUCUAUGGGAAGAGUGCCUCGAUGCGACCGGACGAAGUGAGACAAAGCUGAUAGAGG
Messenger RNA from Amoebophrya sp. A25, 299 nucleotides. The record is from the annotation of a GenBank genome assembly. Lineage: Eukaryota; Dinophyceae; Syndiniales; Amoebophryaceae.